AUGGCCGAGAAGCGGAGAGCGUCGCCCUGCACCAUGCUGAGCCUCAAGGCUCACGCCUUCUCCGUGGAGGCGCUGAUCGGGGCCGAGAAGCAGCAGCAGCAGCAGCCGCAGAAGCGGCGGAAGCUGGCGGGAGAGGCCGGCGAAGAGGCGGCGGCGGCCGACGAGGGCGGCAGCAGCGGCGGCGACAAAGGCUCCAGCGAAGGCGCGGACAGCGACGGCGCGGCUUUGCAGUCCAGCGCGGCCGACGGCGAGCGGAGCCGCGGCGCCCGGGCUCUGCCUAUAGGCGAAGAGAGCUUCUUGAGGGCCGCGUCGCCCCCGCUGUCCCCCGGAGGCCCCGCCAAGGCGGCGGCGGGUUCGAGGCCGGCCUCCCCUCCGCUGGCCCCGCAGGUGCCGCGGGUGGACCUGCAGGGCGCGGAGCUCUGGAAGCGGUUCCACGAGAUCGGCACCGAGAUGAUCAUCACCAAGGCGGGAAGACGGAUGUUUCCUGCAAUGAGAGUGAAAAUUUCAGGUCUAGAUCCACAUCAACAGUAUUAUAUUGCUAUGGACAUUGUCCCAGUGGAUAACAAAAGAUACAGGUAUGUUUAUCACAGCUCCAAAUGGAUGGUGGCUGGCAAUGCUGACUCACCUGUGCCUCCGCGCGUAUACAUUCACCCAGAUUCACCUGCCUCAGGAGAGACUUGGAUGAGGCAAGUCAUCAGCUUCGACAAACUGAAACUUACAAACAAUGAACUGGAUGACCAGGGCCAUAUUAUCCUCCAUUCUAUGCACAAGUACCAGCCACGUGUCCAUGUCAUUAGGAAAGACUGUGGAGAUGAUCUGUCCCCAGUCAAACCCAUUCCUUCAGGGGAGGGGGUGAAGGCAUUCUCUUUUCCUGAGACAGUUUUCACAACUGUUACAGCAUACCAGAACCAGCAGAUCACCAGACUCAAGAUUGAUAGGAAUCCAUUUGCCAAAGGAUUUAGAGACUCUGGACGUAACAGGAUGGGAUUGGAAGCUUUGGUGGAGUCUUAUGCAUUCUGGAGACCCUCACUGAGGACGCUUACAUUUGAAGAUAUACCUGGGAUUGCUAAACAAGGAAAUACUGGCUCCUCCUCUUUGCUCCAGGGAACUGGUAAUGGAGUACCGUCCACUCAUCCACAUCUUCUACCUGGGUCUCCUUGCUCUUCUCCAGCUUUCCAUCUCGGUCCCAACACCAGCCAGCUCUGCAGUCUUACUCCAGCUGACUACACAGCUUGUGCCCGUUCGGGCCUGGCCCUUAACAGAUACAGCACUUCCUUGGCUGAAACUUACAACAGGCUUACCAAUCAAACCACUGAUACCUUUGCCACCCCGAGAACUCCCUCUUACGUUGGCGUAUCAAGCAGUUCGACUGUGAACAUGUCUGUGACCGGCAGCGACAGUGAUGCCUUCAGCUGUCCACAGGCGGGCUUGUCGAUGCAGAUUUCAGGGAUGUCUCCACAGCUUCAGUAUAUCAUGCCUUCCCCAUCAGGCAACGCCUUUGCCACAAAUCAAACCCACCAGAGCUCCUACAACACUUUCAGACUGCACAGCCCUUGUGCUCUCUAUGGAUACAACUUCUCCACAUCUCCUAAAUUGGCUGCCAGUCCUGAGAAAAUUGUUUCUUCCCAAGGAAGUUUCUUAGGGUCGUCGCCAAGUGGAACCAUGACUGAUCGGCAGAUGUUGCCCCCUGUGGAAGGAGUGCACUUACUUAGCGGUGGGGGGCAGCAGAAUUUCUUUGACUCUAGGACCCUAGGAAGCUUAACACUGCCAUCAUCUCAAGUAUCUGCACAUAUGGUUUGAU
This is a messenger RNA of Euleptes europaea (tarantolino), 1801 nucleotides long. It is a transcript of the gene TBX18, whose product is annotated as T-box transcription factor 18. Gene Ontology annotation, cellular component: nucleus. Gene Ontology annotation, molecular function: RNA polymerase II cis-regulatory region sequence-specific DNA binding; DNA-binding transcription factor activity, RNA polymerase II-specific. Gene Ontology annotation, biological process: somitogenesis; positive regulation of DNA-templated transcription; morphogenesis of embryonic epithelium. Bases 1 to 1800 code for a protein of 599 amino acids. The transcript is spliced from 8 exons. The record is from RefSeq and is a predicted model, not a curated record. NCBI's taxonomy places the organism in Eukaryota, Metazoa, Chordata, Lepidosauria, Squamata, Sphaerodactylidae.